AUGUUACCUUUAUAUAAUAUUCAUCCAAAGUCUGUGUCAGUUCCGACUGCUCAGAUCUUAUAUUCAUCGAAUAUGGCCAAUGGAUAUACAACAAGAGCAAUGUCUAAUAAAUAUUAUUCACAUAUGUAUAGUCAAUGUCGGAAUAUUAAACGAGAUCAAUCUCAUUAUUGUCAUGUACCUUUUGAUUGGUAUCAACCACCGAAACAAGGAUAUAGUAUUAUUCAUGAAGACGUAGCAGUAGUUACAUCCAAUGGACCUGUACCUUUGCACGAGUUUAAUCGUUACUAUAUUCAUUGUAAAAAUAUAAAAGUUUGUAAUGAUAAUGAUGAUUCAACUUCGUUCGAGUCAGAAGAAUAUGAUGAUAUGCAAGAAUCUUCAUAUGAACAAAGAAGUAUUGAAAGUCAAAGUUACACACGAACAGAAUCCGAAUCUGAUGAUGAUGAAGAAAAUACAAGCUCAUCAUUGAAUCAAUAA
This is a messenger RNA of Rotaria sp. Silwood1, 474 nucleotides long. NCBI's taxonomy places the organism in Eukaryota, Metazoa, Rotifera, Eurotatoria, Philodinida, Philodinidae. The record is from the annotation of a GenBank genome assembly.